GUGGUAGGAGGUGUCUGCAGACCCUGCAUAUCGCAGCCUCUUACAUCAAUUAAGUCUAACCCCGCACACGAUCCAACUCAUCAACAACUCUUUACGUCCAUCGUGUUUGUUCUUCCUUUCAACAACCGACCACGCGAUUCUGUCAAAGAUCCUCAUUUCACCAGGAACAAUGCAGCUACUCCUAGGCUUUCUCUUCCUGUGUACAGCCGUCUCCCUAAUCCUCGGCGCGAUCGCCUGGGCGAGGACCACACGUUUCUACCUCCCCCUCCCCCUCCCCCUAACAGCAACAACUGCCAUCCUCCCAGUACUAGCUCCAUUCCUCCUAUUCAUCAGCAAAUUCCUUUCCAACCCACCCACAACAGGCACCAACACCCCGACCUUGCGACACCGCCUCAUAGCCUCAAUAGUCUCCUACCUCCUCACAAUCCUCCCCUCCGGUCUCGCAACCGUAGCCCUAACCUACCUCGUCGCCCCAGACCUCCUGCUAUGCCAACUCAACAACCAAUGGCAAUCUUACUUCCACAACAAGGACUCUCGCGCCAUCCGCGCCAUCCAGGAUAGCCUCCAUUGCUGCGGAUUCAGAAGCACCAAGGAUAGAGCAUGGCCUUUCAAGGGUGGGGCCAACGGUGACGAUGCCUGUGUCCGGCAGAUCGGGUAUGACAGGGCUUGUCUAGAGCCGUGGCAGCAGGAGGAUAAAAGUGCGGCGUGGAUGGUCUUUUGGGCUGCAGUCUUGGUUUUGGUUAUUCAGGUAUGCUUCUUUUGCUUUACUUUCGUUCUUGAUUCUUUAUUCUUCAAAUAUCGGUUGGCUUGGAGCUAAGGGUUUGUGUAUUAGAUUGCCAGCACGUAUGUGAGCCGGGAACCGGGUUGGAUGAGAAGAACGGAAGCAAAUCGGUUUAUUCGGAUCUCUAGUGCGGAGGAUCAUGAAGAGAC
This is a messenger RNA of Aspergillus alliaceus, 930 nucleotides long. RefSeq lists its product as uncharacterized. The coding region runs from base 170 to 817 and encodes 215 amino acids. The record is from RefSeq and is a predicted model, not a curated record. The transcript has 3 exons. Lineage: Eukaryota; Fungi; Ascomycota; Eurotiomycetes; Eurotiales; Aspergillaceae. Gene Ontology annotation, cellular component: membrane.